AUGGCCGAAUAAAUAUAAAAAAUUAUCUAAAAUUUAGUAGGAAACAUCUAAAAUGCUGAAAUACAAAAGUAAGCCGAAAAUAGCUUAAAACAAAUUUCAUAAUAAGACCCAAAUUCUUUUGUAAUAAAUCUCUUAACAUUAUUAAAACAUUCCGAAAAUAAAGAUAUAAGAACAUUUAUAGCAUCUCACCUUCGUAAAAUAACCAGUAAGUUUUCUGAAUAAUCGUUUACUUGUAUUUGGGAGAGUUUAACACCUGAAACUUAAUCUGCCAUAAAGCAAAUAUUAUUCGAACUUAUAAAAAUCGAGUAAACCUCUUCAAUAAGAAAUCUAAUAAGUUCCUGUAUAGGAGAAUUAGGUAGUUCUUUAUUAGAAGAUACUUAAAAUAACUAAUGGCCUGAACUUUUACCUUAAGUAUGGUAAUUAUUUUCUUAAGAAAGUAUUCAUUUAUAGGAAAGUGCCUUUAAAAUUCUUUCUAAUUUAUUAACUUUUGCUAGUGAAAAUUUCGAGAAAAACCAAAACGAACUAAAAGUUUUAUUCCAAAACGGCUUAAACAACUCCAACACAUAAAUAAAAGUCUCCUGCAUAGAAGCCAUAGGAGCCUAUAUAUGUGUCCUUGAGCCCAAAGAAUAAAAAAACUAUUAAUUCUUACUUCCUUUAAUCUUCUAAAGUCUAUAUCAAGUGACAUAAACUUCCCAAGAUGACGGAAUUAAAAUUCUUGAAGUUUUAAAUGACAUCGCCGAAACUGAACCAAAAUAUUUCAAUGAAAAUUUCGAAGAUCUAUUUUCAGUAGUCUGGAAAUUAAACAUGGAAGAGAAGGAGAAAACCGAAAAAGACUUAAAAGAAAUCGGUACUGAAACCAUAACCACUAUAAUAACCCGUAUUCCAAAAUUAAUCCGCCAAAACCCGCAAUAUAUAUAAAAGUUGCUUGAACUAGUCUAUUCACAUAUGGUAGACAUUGAAAAAGAAAUCGAAAGCGACUGGCUCUCUCCAAAAGAAGGUUUCAGUGAAGAAAUAGAAGAAGACUCCGACUUCGAAUCUGUCCGUUUUGGAAUGAAUACUAUAGAUAAAAUAAUCGAAUCCGUUGGAGAUAAAGAGACCCUCCCAGCUUUAUGGGCUAUAAUAGGUAAAUUAUUAGAAACUUAAAAUGAUUGGAGAUAUAUUUAUGCAGCAAUAAUGUCCUUAUCACAAGUAGGUUAAUACGUCGAAGAAGAUACUGUAUUAAAAUCCGUAAUUGAUAAAAUCUUAGUUUUUCUCUAACACUAAAACCCUAUGAUUAGGUAUUCAGUAUUACACACAAUUAGUUAAAUAUCCGAAGACGCAAAGCCAACUCUAUAAGAAUUAUAUAAAUCCAAUUUGACAUAAAUAUUAGUCUAAUAAUUAAACGAUUCAGUCCCUAGAGUAGUUUCCUAAGCCUCAGAAGCCUUAGCGACUUAUUUAGAGGGUUUAAAAUCUGAAGACAUAGACUAGACUUAAAUCGAGAAAAUCCUCUAAGACCUUUUCUUAUUAAUAAACAAAGGAAUUUCAAUCGUAAAAGAAAAAGCCGUUUUUGCUCUCGGUUCUCUAAUAGAAUUAUCUAAAGAUAAAUUCCUUAAUUACUUCGAUUAGUGUAUGAUUUCACUCUUUGAUAUUUUCAGUUAAUAUACAUAGAAAGAAUACAGAUAAUUAAGAGGAAAUACUAUAGAAUGUAUAACUUUAGCUUCAUAAGCUGUUCCUAAGGAGAAUUUCUCGAAAUAUUUAGAAAAAAUAGUAUAGACAAUUAUUUAUUUAUAAGAUUAAUAAAUAGAUUCCUAAAAUAAAAUUGACCCUUUAAAAAGUUACGUUUUAACCGGCUGGUAGAGACUCUCUUUGAAUUAUUCUUCAUAAUUAGUUUCUUAUUUACCAAACAUAAUACCCGGAAUAUACAAAUUAGUAGAAUAAAUAGUAAUUAAAAAAACUGAAGAUGAAGUCGAAAUUUAUAACUCAGAUGAUGCUGAAUUAGCGCUAGGAAUGUUGGAAGUUUUCAUAUAAGAAUUCGGCUCUAACUUCUCUUCUUAUGUAGAAUAAACAACUAAACUAAUCACCCCCUUAUGUACUUAUAGAUACUCAGAAAAUAUUAGAGACACAGCCUCUAAAUGUCUUCCUGGUCUAGUAAAAUGUGCCGAAAAAGAACCUCAUAUUUAACAAAAUAUCGUCAGAUACUUCAUCGGUAUACUCUGGGAUGCUGCCAAUAAAGAAUAUGACAGCGAAGUGAUGAUUGCUUAAAUAAACGCGAUGAAAAGCUGCAUCGAAAAUACAGGAGACUUCAUGACUUCAGAAGAAUUAGUCAAUUUAUCCUAAAAAACGGUAAAGCUUUUGCUUGAUUCGGACAAAAGAAAAGCCGAAUCUGAAAAAUGGAAAACCGAAUAAGAAGUAGAUGAUGACGAAAAGGAAAUUUAUGAAGAAGAAGUUCAUUUAGAGGAAGAUUUAUAAGUAUAAAUAGCUGAACUAAUAGGAGUUUUAUUCAAAACCCAUAAAUAAAAAACUUUGCCUUUUGCCCAAGAUCUAUACUCUGAAGUUCUUCCUAAAGUAAUAGAUACUAAAGUCUCUGAUAAAAUGCAUAAAUUCGGUAUUUUCCUAAUUGAUGAUAUGGUCGAAUUUUUAGGCUUCGAAUUUUUAGGAGAAUAAAAAUGGGACGAAUUCCUAAAAGCCUUAAGUCAUUUUGUUUUAGAUAAAAAUAUUUAAGUUAGACAAGCUGCAGCUUAUGGUUUAGGUAUUUUCUCAAUAAAUACUCCAGUGUAAAUUUUCCCUAAAUAUUCAUCUGUUAUAUUAAAAGCAUUAUCUGAUAGCGCCUAAAUUGCCUAAGGAAAGGAAAAAGAUAAGAAUUUUGGACAUUGUAGGGAUAAUAUUAUUAGUUCUAUAGGAAAAGUCUUAAGAUAUUAAUUCGAUAGUGUUAAUGUGGGAGAACUUUUGCCUUUUUGGGUUAAAAACUUGCCUUUAAAAAAGAUAAACCGGAAGCUUUUUUCAAUCAUAAAUUUUUAGGCGAGUUGGUGUUGAAUAAAUUUAAUCUAAUUUCUUAAAGUGCAGAUUUGUUAGGAUUAUCUUUGAGAGUUUUUGGUUAAGUUUAUGAAAGUAAGCUUUCUAAUGAAGAAAGUAAUUAGGUUAUUAAAGAAGCUGUUAAGGUAUUGGCUUAAAAUGACUUUGUUAAAGCUAAUUGGAGCACUAUUGUUUAAGGUUUGAGUGAUAGUUAAUUAAAUAAAUUAAAAUCUAUUUUUGCUUGAUUUUUAUUUAUUUAAUAUAUAUAUAUUUAUCUUUUAAGCGUUUUUAAUAAUUUUUAUUUUAAUAAAUUUAUAAUAUACAUAUUAUUUAAA
This is a messenger RNA of Ichthyophthirius multifiliis, 3326 nucleotides long. RefSeq names its product importin 5, putative. The transcript is spliced from 2 exons. NCBI's taxonomy places the organism in Eukaryota, Ciliophora, Oligohymenophorea, Hymenostomatida. Gene Ontology annotation, molecular function: nuclear import signal receptor activity. The record is from RefSeq and is a predicted model, not a curated record. Gene Ontology annotation, cellular component: nucleus; cytoplasm. Gene Ontology annotation, biological process: protein import into nucleus.